GUAAAUAAUAGACAAAACAGCUCUACCUCUAUUUCUCAAGGCAGUGUAGGAGCUUGUCUAAACAGAGGCGAGGUGUGAGCUCUUCACACAUUACAGCUGGCACACUUCUUUUACUACUGAGGGCUGCUGAGAACCCUAGGACUAUUGGUCAUGGAGAAUGAUGAGAUUCUGCUAAAGGCAGGCAUUGUAUUGAGUUAUGUAGAAAUAGAAUUGAAUAGACUUUGGGUGUUUAUAAUUAUUUGCAUAAUCUGCAUUCCAAAAAACAAAUAUGAAUAUUUUAUUUGCAAAAUAUUACCCAUAUUAAAAAAUAAAUCAAUACAAUCCUAUCCAUUACUGCCAAACUUAGUGAAUUGUGCAAUACAACAAUCGCUCCCACUAUGAAUGAUUGAACUUGAUGCAGACUUAAUUCUAAUCUGCCGGCUACCUCACACCUGGUUCUAGGAAGAUGUGUUUCCCAGGGUCCCCCUGCCUCUAGUGUGAUCUCUCCUCGGGCACUUUGAAGUCCAGGCAUCCUGAAUGGACCAUUGAAGGUGACACAUCACACCUCUGUCUGCAGGAUAAAUUGGGGAGCAGCUCUGAGGUGCCCCAGUACUCCUCACAACUUCUUCAAGGACUGACUGAACUGAAGAUCCCUGCUGCUCAGAAACACUGCAGUCAUGGACACCGCUGCCUUCUCCAAACUCUUGCUUCUUCAGGCUGGAGAUCAUCUGCUGGACAGUGAUGCCUUGCUGGAGCCUGGUUGUCCCACCUUAGACCCUGGUUACUACAGUGCCUGUAGUAGCCUAUCGCCUGCCUCCUCCAUUGACUCCUGCUGCUUCUCUCCCCCUUGUUUCCAGUGGGGAGCUGUUCAGGAGAAGGAGGCUGCAAACCCUUCAAGCUGCAUCAGCCAAGCUGCCAAAAGACAGGGGAAAGAAGAACUCCCAGCUCAGGAGAAGAGACGGUCUAGGUCAAAGUUCCCUGGGAAGAAGCGGGAGAGCGCCAGCGAGAGGGAGAAGCUGAGGAUGAGAGACCUGACCAAAGCACUUCACCGUCUCAGGACCUAUCUGCCCACCUCUGUGGCUCCGCCUGAACAGACUCUGACCAAGAUCGAGACCCUGCGCCUCACCAUCAGCUACAUCUCCCACCUGUCUGCCCAGCUGGGACUCAGCGAGGAUACCCCAUGUCUGAAAAGAAAAAUGGAUUUCACACCAUGCCAGUAUUCACAAGAUAUGCCACAAUGCCCCCAGGGCAGGUCCAUGUCUGGACAGUGGUGUCAAGAGAUACUGCAGGGCAACAUCCAGAGCAAUAAUCAAUACUGUCUGCCACUGGCCACAUCAUAUACCAACAACACAGAGCCACACAUGGAAACAGACUACCUAAUGCCAGAUGUUUCCUAUCAGGACAUGUCCUUAUAUCACAACCUUUUCCAGUGACAAGCUAGUUCAUUUAGCCUAUUUUCAAUGCUGAUUUAAGUGGUUGUUGGGUGAAUGCACCAGAAGAAGAUCAAAUCAGAGGCAUUGGACAAAAGAUCCCCUAAAUAUCUAAA
Molecule: messenger RNA, 1525 nt
Organism: Oncorhynchus kisutch (coho salmon)
Lineage: Eukaryota; Metazoa; Chordata; Actinopteri; Salmoniformes; Salmonidae
Product: mesoderm posterior protein 2-like
Exons: 1
Coding region: 657-1412 (251 amino acids)
Biological process (GO): regulation of transcription by RNA polymerase II; somite rostral/caudal axis specification; mesoderm formation
Cellular component (GO): nucleus
Molecular function (GO): protein dimerization activity; DNA-binding transcription factor activity, RNA polymerase II-specific; RNA polymerase II cis-regulatory region sequence-specific DNA binding
Source: RefSeq, a predicted model, not a curated record